AUGGGUAAAAUGUCAUAUGCUACUUGCUCCAUUCUUAUUCUUUUUAGUUUAUAUUUUGCUCAAACUAUUAAUGGCCAAACAUGUCAAGGUAAAUCUCAGUACGAUUCAUGUUCAUCAAACAGUGCAUGCGGGUGUUUACCAUUAUCGAUCUCGGAUGAUGUGUCUAUUUGUGCUGUUCUUGGUGUAAGUUGUUCACGAUUACAGACAUGUCAAUCGCCUGGUGAUGCUUGCGAACGAGCUGAUCACGUGUGCGUGCGACAUCCAAGAUGUAAUUCGUUAACACCUGUUUGUUAUCCACUAACGAUGAUUGAUCAACGAUUAUGUCCACCGUCACCAUCAACACCAACGCCUUCUUUCACAACAACACCAGGAUUUCCAUUAUGGAACACAACAGCCCAUCCAUUCUAUAACUCAACAUCAUACCCAUACUAUAACUCAACAUCAUACCCGUUCUGGAACACAACAGCCUAUCCAUUCUAUAACUCAACGUCAUACCCGUUCUACAAUUCAUCAUCAUAUCCAUUCUAUAACUCAACAUCAUACCCGUUCUGGAACACAACGGCCUAUCCAUUCUACAAUUCAUCAUCAUACCCAUUCUAUAACUCAACUUCCUACCCAUUUUACAACUCAUCAUCAUACCCGUUCUGGAACACAACAGCCUAUCCAUUCUAUAACUCAACGUCAUACCCGUUUUACAACUCAUCAUCAUACCCGUUCUGGAACACAACAGCUUAUCCAUUCUAUAACUCAACGUCAUACCCGUUCUACAAUUCAUCAUCGUACCCAUUCCAUAACUCAACAGCCAACUCAUUAUACAAUGGAACGGUGCCAACGUCAACAAAUGGAUAUGCACCGGCCUCUGUCCAUUCGUAUUACACAAAUGCAUUAACAAUUUACAGUGGCGUAUAUCCCGGAACAGUUAAUAAAUAUUAUCAGGCAAUAAGCGUUGCUGUCAAAACACCAGGUCUAUACACUUUUACCAGCAUGAGUUACAUGAAUACCGCAGCUGUACUUUACAAAGAUGGAAUCAACUUUUAUUAUCCAACUUGGAACUUAGUUUCUUCGGUUAAUACAUUUGAUAGUAAUCAGCAAUUUAAACUAUCACACAAAUUGGAUGCUGGAACGACAUAUAUAUUAGUUGUUACAACGAUCUAUCAUGGUCAAAUGGGACCAUUUACAGUCACUGCAUCGGGUCCAGAUUAUGUUCAAUUUUAUUAA
This is a messenger RNA of Adineta ricciae, 1218 nucleotides long. The record is from the annotation of a GenBank genome assembly. Lineage: Eukaryota; Metazoa; Rotifera; Eurotatoria; Adinetida; Adinetidae.